GAAUAGUUUUCGUUUAGUGAAAAACAGGUGGCACUAUCGCUGCUAUGUCCAAAGAAUUUCAUUUGUCGUAUAAAAUGUCUAGAAAUCUUCUAUCCGAUAGUCAAUCGACACAUCUGACAAACUCGACGUACGACAAAUAAAAUCACAGUCAGAUCCGCAUCUUGUCACCCUGUGGCAAAACGUGUAACAGUUAGUGACAGUUAGUGACAGCUAGUGCAGUUUUACGUGACGUCACAUAGGUGAUAUUACUGAUCUCUUGAAAAUGUUAACAAAAUAAAAGGAUUCAUGCCCUUCAGGAAUAUUAAUAAACAAUAUAAUCAGCAUAUCAGUUCUAUACGCAUAACAUGUGCGAUGAAACGAGAAGACCAACGCGAAGAAAGAGAUGGUUUUACAGUCACACUUGACACAAUUAUGACAGCCGAGGAAUCUCAGUAUUGUUGAAGUAAUAAAAAUCUCAUCGAUCGAGCGAUGGCACCCGCAAAAGACAAAUGGAUCAGACGUUUUAUAAUUCCUGAAACGGCGAGACAUAAGAAAGGCUUCACAAUUUACAAAGUCACUUCUAUGGUGUUCUUGAAUUCUUCUCAUGAAGAGAUAUCAAAGGUCUCUGUGUGGAAACGUUACAAUGACUUCAAGAAACUUUAUUCGGAGCUCAGCAAUUUGCACAAACGUCUAGGAAUAAAAGAAGGCUUCCCGACUUUACCCAAAUCGAGAUAUUUUGGCAGAUUUGAGGCUGAGGUUGUGGAGGAGAGGAGGAAAUAUGCUCUUAAAUUUCUGGAAUUCGUGGGACGAUAUUCGUACUUAUAUUCCAGCGAUAUUUUUAUAACAUUUUUUGAAACUAGUCACGUGGAUAAUUACAACGGUGAUUGUACACAUUCCAUAAGCUCCGACACGUCGGAGGAUGAUCGUAUCGUUGCUUUGAAUAAUUCCGUGCUCCCGGGUGACACCGCAACAGCACAAAGUACUUUUCAAGUGCCGUGUCUUUCUAAAACAUCCCAUAAUGUUCUAACGAACCCGUGUUCCACACUGUCGAAUUUUCAUGCAAACGACCUUGCAGUGUCUCGGAGAAGAAGCGAAUCUCACAGUACCAGCAAUUUGCAAAAUGCAAAUAUUAAAAAAGAUGAACAAAGCUACACAAAGAACACGACGAAGCAGUAUCUGCAAGAUACCACUAAUCAAGACUGUGAUGCACGUAUAAGAAAUACCAGUCCCGACGGGAACAAAUUAACACUAAAUAACGAGUCGGGAUUUGACUGUCUGAAUAACAAUAUUAGUAAAAAUCUUACAAAUCGCAACACUGCUCAUUCUACGUGUUCCACAACGCAGGCGGACUCCGCGCAAUAUAUUUUAAUAGCUGCCGGCCACAUGAGCGCAGCCUUCAAACACGAAUCUCUAGCGGAGUAUAAGGAAGCUUUCACACAGUACAAACUGGGAAUAUCGUCUCUUAUAACCGGUGUGCAGUUCGAUCCAGACAGUACAAGAGCAGCGAGUAUAAAAGAUAAAAUAUCCAAGUAUUUAGCACGGGCUGAGCAGUUAUAUAAUAGCCAUUUAAAUUGUAAUAUCUCGUUAAUAAGUAAACCUGUGUCGGAGCUCCAGUACUACAAAGUACUUAAGAUCAUGAAAUCAGUGAUGCUUGUAACGGACAUACGUGAAAAUUGUAGCAGAAUUAUAAAAGUAGUCAUUUUUCAGUCUAUAGAGAAAUCUUCUGUUCACGAGGAUAACAUAAAUAAUUAUAUAUUGCGUGAACGAGUGCCAUAUAUGGUAGACUUAUAUGCAUUUGUUGAAACUGAAACUACUGUAUUUUUAAUCCUGCAACAUGCAAGUUGUGGAAAAUUAUGGGAUUUCAUAAAUCUACAUUAUAAAACAUCCAACAAUUUGAUUUCAAAUCAUACAUAUACAAGCAAUCAUGUCAAUGUCAAACUUGAUAGUAACAAAAAUGCUCACGAACUAAAAAAAGUAGAUAAAACUAUAGGAAAUGAUAAAUCACGAGAUAUGGAUCAUUCGUGCUCGAUGGAUGAACAAAGUAAAAUCUAUAACAUGGAGGUACCAACGGUACAGUUGUUGGAAAAUUCACAAAAAUUGCUACAAUCCGUUAAUGCGACAUUAAGAAGGAGUAAUUCCAUCGCUAGUCGACUAAACAGAUCUAAGGAAUUGAGAUACUCGGAAAAUCCAAAAUCACCGCCGAGUGCAAAAAUCAUUACUUCAAAUCGAUUAAAAGAUUCGAAUUUAAAAAAAAAUAACGAUACCGGAAAUACUUCUGAUGAGACUAAUGCUUUAAACAUUCAUUGUACCGUCAAUGUAAAUAACCAUUUAACGUCAAAUCACAGUUAUAACGUUUAUGAAACACAACCGCAUAUGCAUAAGGAAAAUAAUGCCGAUGACGACCAGCAAGAACUUUGGCAAGUACCUGAGGCUGUAGUUCGAUCAUGGGCAGCUGAAAUUCUUUUAGCUCUGGAGGUGCUUCACCAACAGGAUGUCUUUAUUUUCGAUUUUAAACCUGAUAAUAUUCUUAUCAACGAUAUGGGACAUGUACAGCUCACUUAUAUCGUACCACAGCACAGUGUGGAAUUGUCAAAACUGACAUACCCAUAUUCGUCCCCGGAAUCGGCGACGUUUGCCCCGACUAUUCUUGUCACGUCUGCCACGGAUAUCUGGAGCUUUGGAGUUAUUUUGUACGAGUUACUUACCGGCAUUAUGUUUGCUGUUAGACAUCCUGGAUUGUUUCAUUCACAUUCCGCAAUUAGCAUUCCUAGCAAACUGUCGGAAAAUGCGAGAGCUUUGUUACAUGGCAUUCUGAAGUAUCAUCCGGACGAGCGAUUGACGAUGAACGAGAUAAAGCGUCAUCCGUUCUUCGCAGAAAUCGAUUGGUCCAGUAUGGUCAAUUCUCAAACGUAAUGUUAACACCAGUAGACAAUUA
Molecule: messenger RNA, 2914 nt
Organism: Dinoponera quadriceps
Lineage: Eukaryota; Metazoa; Arthropoda; Insecta; Hymenoptera; Formicidae
Product: ribosomal protein S6 kinase delta-1
Exons: 6
Coding region: 469-2892 (807 amino acids)
Biological process (GO): protein phosphorylation
Molecular function (GO): phosphatidylinositol binding; ATP binding; protein kinase activity
Source: RefSeq, a predicted model, not a curated record